Gastrolobium bilobum is the source of this 2746-nucleotide messenger RNA. RefSeq names its product protein IQ-DOMAIN 32-like. The coding region runs from base 1 to 2388 and encodes 795 amino acids. Lineage: Eukaryota; Viridiplantae; Streptophyta; Magnoliopsida; Fabales; Fabaceae. Gene Ontology annotation, molecular function: protein binding. The transcript has 6 exons. The record is from RefSeq and is a predicted model, not a curated record.
AUGGGUAAAUCUACCUCAUGCUUCAAACUAAUCACAUGCGGCGGUGAUGCGGCGGAGAAGGAUGAUUACCAAGUAUCUGAGAUCAAUGAUUCCAAUGAUAAAUGUGGCUGGAGUUUCCGCAAGAAAUCUGCAAGGAACCGUGUGCUUAGCAAUACUGUUAUAGCAAAGGUUCCAUCUUCUGCAAAUAAGGAGACUUCAGAAUGUACUAGUUUUAAUUUUCAACCACUUCCCGAGCCUAAUGUUGUCGAGAAGAUUUACACAACAAAUUGCUCUGAUGCGAAGCCCCAGUUAUCCUCCUUUGAAAGCUCACAAAUUUCUGAAAUACAUGUCAUUGAAACUGAGAGUAAGGUGGAUGUCAGUCCACCAGAGUCUACUGUUAUCAUCAUCCAGGCUGCCAUCAGAGGGUUAUUGGCUCAGAGAGAACUGCUACUGCUUCAGAAUGUAGUGAAGUUGCAAUCUGCUGUUCGUGGGCACUUGGUCCGGAGGCAAGCCAUAGGAACUCUGCGUUGUGUUCAGGCCAUCAUGAAAAUGCAGGUCCUUUUAAGAGCUCGCCGUGCUCAGCAGUUGCGUCCGGAAAAUCAUUUAAAUUCCAAGGAUGGCAAAAAUGAUUCCUCAGAAGCUUUGGGGAAUGAAAAUCACAUGAUCAAAUCAAAUCUGAGGCACACUUCCAUUGAGAAGCUGCUUAGCAAUAGUUUUGCUCGUCAGCUGUUGGAAUCAACACCAAAGAACAAACUUAUCCAUUUCAAGUGCGAUCCUUCUAAAGCUGAUUCUGCUUGGAAAUGGUUGGAGAGGUGGAUGUCUGUAUCAUCUAAAGAUAUUGCAGAGGACAAGAAAACUAGUUCUCUGGCAGAGCAAUCAGAUGAAAGCAAAGACAGAACUUCUGUGUUUCAAUUUGAAACAGGUAUUCCAUCUGAAGUUUUUCUCGAGUCAACUAACUCAAAGCCCACUGUUGGGGAUUCGCCUCUGCUUUCUGAGGAUGAAGAGAAGGUGAUUACUUAUGAUGCUAAUAACUUCAAGUUUCAAGCAAGCUGCUCCUCAUCAUCUAUUGUAAAAGAUGACUUGGAUCAGGUUCCUCCUGAAAAGACAAUUGCAUAUGAUGCUAAAGUAGCAUCAGCAGAAACUGAUUCCUUCCAAAAUGACAAAGCAGCAUCAGAUGCAAGUGCCCCACCAGAGCUUAAUUCUUCUCAUCAGAAGCCUGAAAUUGAUGGUGAGCAGCGCAAACGAUCUUUGAAAAGAUUUGCCUCAGACCAACUAGAGGCAGAAGGAAAGAAAUCUGUAAAUGGAUCAAGAAAGGUCAGUAAUCCUGCAUUUAUUGCUGCACAGUCCAAAUUUGAAGAACUGAGUUCAAUGGAGAAUUCAGGUAGGACAAGCAGUUUGUCCCAUCAAGAUGCAGCAGUUGAAUCACAUGGAGAUACCUCUUCUGUUGGCACAGGUACUGCAUAUAGAUCAAAAGAGUUCUCCUGUGAGAAUCCUGCUCCCAAUCUUUCUAAGGUUGGUGGUUCUGAAUGUGGUACUGAACUUUCUAUUUCUUCUACUCUUGAUUCACCUGACAUAUCAGAGGUUGGCGCAAUGGAAAAUGAGCGAUAUGCCAAAGAUUUAGUAGAAGGGAAUGGUAAUCUUGAGAACACAAUAAUCCAUAACGGUGAGGCCAAUGUUCCAUGUGCCAUUCCAGCCUCUAACCUGUCUACCUCUGUUUUGGAUCAGUCUGAGAUUGUUGAUGAGAUCAGUGGAAAUAUGAUUCACUCAGUGGUAGCUGUGGACUCUGAAGAACCUGUUAUUGAGACUGAGAAAAAUGCAUCUGACCAACAUAGAGAGCAGGCAGAGGCUGUUCUGCAAGAUUUAAGAUCAUCUCCAGAAGCUUCUCCCAGAAGCCAUAUAACUAUCCCUGAAUCACAAGGAACACCUUCAAGUCAGGUAUCUACAAAACCUAAAGACAGCAAAAUGAACAAGACUGGAUCCCGCAAUAAACGUGGUGCCCUAUCAGUGGGCAGUAAAUCACCUGCUAAUACAAAUCACGAUUCAGGCUCAAGAGGCAGUAGGGAGCAACUGCCUAAAGGUCAGCGGAGUGGGAAGAGGCGCAAUUCAUUUGGCUCAGUAAAGCCUGAUCACAUUGAUCAAGAACCUAGAGAUGAUAGUAGUAACAAUAAUUCUCUUCCCCGUUUCAUGCAAGCUACAGAAUCUGCUAAGGCCAAGAUCAAUGCAAAUAACUCUCCAAAAUCAAUUCCAGAUGUGCAUGAACGAGACAUCCAAGUAAAGAAGAGACACUCCUUACCUGGUGCCACUGGUAGGCAGGUUUCUCCACGCAUCCAACAUUCAAUUUCUCAGGCGCAGCAGAAUGCUAAGGGAAACAGUGUACAUUCUCCUCAAGAGAGAAAAUGGGUGAGGUGAAUUGACAGCUGAAGGAUGCUGACAUGCUUCUACAAUAUUUGAUGAUCAGCCGUGGAGUGGCAAUUUAGAAUUUCUGAUUUCAUUUUUUUAUUUUUUUUUAUUUCUUGACUCUUUGUAUUCUUUGCCUCCCCUCUCUGCUUCUCCAAAGUUGAAGGUGCCACGUUUGGUUGUGACGUGUGACAGUAGAGUUCGUAUGGGAACAUACAUAAAUAUGUAAAAGUGAGUGAGGCUUAUGUACAUUAUUGCUCGUCAUUAUUAUUAUUAGUGUCAUACCCAGUGGGGGCGCGAUAUGUAAGUUUCAGAGUUGCAUAUGAGAUAUCUUAAUGUUUGUUAUAGAUAUUUUGCUUGAUUGAGAAAA